Molecule: messenger RNA, 576 nt
Organism: Bipolaris zeicola 26-R-13
Lineage: Eukaryota; Fungi; Ascomycota; Dothideomycetes; Pleosporales; Pleosporaceae
Exons: 2
Coding region: 1-576 (191 amino acids)
Source: RefSeq, a predicted model, not a curated record
AUGAGCGUCACUACAGAUGGACUAGACGACGUCUAUGAAGCGCUAGAGCGGUAUAACUGGGACGAUGAUGUGGAGUUUCAGGCUGGUUUGCAAGCGAUCAUAGGCAGCAACAGUACGCCAGAACAAACGACUGAGCUAGCAUUACGGGCGAGGUGUUUUUAUUAUGCGAGAAAAUACAAUAAAAACAUCGACUUUGACGCCUAUAAAGCCUAUCGCAAUGCCCGCAACCGGCCACCUCCCACACCCCCCAGUUCAACCAACGUACUCGCAUCCUCAGUCAUAGACCAAGAGUUACCCUCUACCACCACAAGCACUACUACUCCCGCUAUAACCACCGAACCAAGCGGCGUUCUUCCUUCGCCUCCAACUGCAGCCGAGCCACCCGCUCCUUACCCCACCAGCUUCGCGCACAUAGUUGACUUGAUCACAAGCGGAAAACCAGUACCAGGUAUCAAGGAGAUUCCGCCUACAGUGCUAGAAGGACAAGGGACACAAGCGACGAAGCCCAAGCGGAAGAAGCCGUGGGAAAAGGACGAGAUUCCUGUCGAAGCUGCCAAAGAAGCUAGUAGUGUGUAG